Messenger RNA from Oncorhynchus mykiss (rainbow trout), 2778 nucleotides. NCBI's taxonomy places the organism in Eukaryota, Metazoa, Chordata, Actinopteri, Salmoniformes, Salmonidae. The record is from RefSeq and is a predicted model, not a curated record.
GCAUCUUGGCACAACAAUAAUCAUGAUCGGUCAAAAGCCCAUUUUUCAAAUAGACAACUAAAUUAAUCGAGUGUUGUGUCUCCGUAUUGGCAGUUAUGUUCUCGUGUUUUAACCAGAUACAUUUUUCUUCUGCAGCCUAUCAGUAAUGCUUUUUUUUUUACAUUGAAAUGAACAGUAACUGUUGAUGUGCGCACAACUAAAACAACACACGUCGUUGUUGAUUAUUGGGAUCUCCUAUGUAUCUGUAGCGGAGUUGUUGUUUUUUUGUCGACAGAAAACUGACAUCGCUACCGUAGUUAAAUUCACGUCGUCAGUCUUUUUACCUUAUUGAUAUUUCCACAUCAGAUGACAUCCUGUCUGUAGACUAUUGAUGUGGAAUACCUACUGGUCAGCACAGCAUAGGAAAUAUUGGACGGAAUUAUGCAAACGUCAUAAUGUGUAAACGUGUUCCGAAAGGAAGCCUCCUACACUUGGUCUUCUGGGAUUUUUUUUAUGUAGCUUAAUUAAUCAAGACAAUAUGAUGAAUCUCGGCAACCAGCCAUGAGGCCUGAUGGAGCUGGGCACUCGACGAGCGCUGACCACUGAGGAACACCCACCACACUCUGCCCCCCACUGCCAGCCUUGAAGGGAGGGACCCUCUGCUUCUCCCCCCCCCCCCCCCCUUAUCCCCUUCCCUUCUCCCCUCCUCCUCCUCUACUCCAACAUUACCUCCUCUGAUACACCUCCAUCCUCACCCCUCCGUGGUCCUGAGAUGGUGAUGAUGGGGAAGCUGAAGCAGAACCUGCUGGUGGCCUGUCUGGUCAUCAGCUCAGUCACAGUCUUCUACUUGGGUCGUCACGCCAUGGAGUGUCACCACCACAUCGAGGAGCGCAGCAGCCAGCCUGGGGACCAAGGGGUUCUGGGGGGCCUUCAGGGGCCGGGAGGGGUCCUCCUGGGCGGCUCGCUGGGCUCCUCCGCCAUCCUGCGGGGCUCCAGACCCGGGGGCCAUAACCUCUCCGCUCCAUUCGUCUACAACAAGGACAUGCCCCUAGUGUUCAUUGGAGGGGUUCCCAGGAGUGGGACCACGUUGAUGAGAGCCAUGCUGGACGCUCACCCCGAGGUUCGUUGUGGAGAGGAGACCAGGGUUAUUCCACGUAUCCUGGCCAUGAAACAGAUGUGGUCGCGGUCGGGGAGGGAGAAGAUGCGUCUGGACGAGGCCGGGGUGACGGACGAGGUCCUGGACGCCGCCAUGCAGGCCUUCCUCCUGGAGAUCAUCGUGAAGCACGGCGAGCCCGCCAACUUCCUCUGUAACAAGGACCCCUUUGCUCUGAAGUCCCUCUCCUACCUGGCUAAGAUCUUCCCGCACGCCAAGUUCGUGCUCAUGAUCCGGGACGGACGCGCCUCGGUCCAUUCGAUGAUCUCGCGUAAGGUGACGAUCGCUGGCUUUGACCUGGGCAGCUACAGAGACUGCCUGACCAAGUGGAACAGGGCCAUAGAGACCAUGUACACUCAGUGCCUGGAGGCCUCAGACAAGUGCCUGCCGAUGCAUUAUGAACAGCUGGUGCUCCAUCCAGAGAAGUGGAUGAGGACGCUGCUCAAAUUCCUGGACAUUCCCUGGAAUGAGGCGGUGCUUCACCACGAGGAACUCAUAGGGAAAGCAGGUGGUGUUUCCCUCUCCAAGGUGGAGAGGUCUACAGACCAGGUGAUCAAGCCGGUCAACGUGGAGGCCUUAUCCAAGUGGGUGGGCAAGAUCCCUGCGGACGUACUGAGAGACAUGCCCGUCAUCGCCCCCAUGUUGUCCCGUCUGGGGUACGACCCCCACGCCAACCCUCCCAACUACGGCCGGCCAGACCCCAAGGUCCUUGACAACACCAGGAGGCUUCAGAAGACUCCAGAGAAACCUACACCCCAGUUAGGGGAGAAGCAGAUGAACCAUCAUUCUCUUCCAGACCAGAGAAUUCCCAUAAUGCCCACAAGUCUAACAAGUCUAUCUUCUUCUUCUUCUUCUCUCCAGCUUCAGAAGACUCCGGAGAAACCUAACCCGCCACAGAGCCAGACUAGGCAGCGAUGGACAGAGGAAGAUAUCCAAUAAACUCAGCAUCAUCUUUUGGGGACCUUCGUGCUCUUCCAUGGACACGACUUGAUAUAACCGUUUUCAUCACACACACGCACACACACACACACACACGUGUUGGCCUGUGUCAGUGGGGGACCGGACCACCUUGGCUUGGAGAACUCUUUUGGCCUUCGAUGUUGUACUGUAAACUAAUGAUGUGUUUUGUCACUAAAAUGGUGACCAGAAAAUGUUGAUGUUAUGUUUCUUUCUUGUCUAGGGCUGCAAAAUUCUGGCAAAUUUCAAAAGAUUCCUAGAUUUUUUUCCAGAAAUCUCAUUUGGAAGAUUCCGGAGUUCAGCAAGAAAUCUGUAAUCCUACAACAACUAGGAUUUCCUGAAAACAUUUUGAAAUUUGAGGGAAAGUUUGCAGAAUUUUGCAACACUAUUCUUGUCACACCAUGCUCAUCUGGAUUUGUAGUUUUUAUGAUUUUCUUCUGGCUAUAUAAAAAAAAAUAAUAAUCUGUGAUUCUGUUGUAAGAAACUACAGUGGACUUUAAAUGUAAAUCUAAAAAAAAAAGUACAGUAUUUAUAGAUGAAAUUUAGCUUUUUGAAGAUGCUAUAUCUAUUUUAAUGUUUCAUUUUGUUUUUGUCAUUUUGCCUUUUGUAUCGUGCAAUUCCAUGGGUACUGUGAUGUACAUGAUCCUAGUUAAGUAUUGACAGUGAUAAAGAUGGCAUUUUGUAACGUG